AUGUUGACUAGUUCUACUGUAUGGAGCGACAUCUUCCAAGAGCGGCUCGACGCGCUUCCUUUCGACACCGAAACGCUUCGGUCUGAGCUGCGGGAAAUCACUUGCGCAUAUGCGGACUACUGUGUGGCACUCAACGCGCGCGUGGAAAACCUGCGCCGCCCAAAACUUCAUCCCUCUCGAACCCCCUCAGCCUCGUCAUUACCCGCAGAGAUACUACUCCUUAUAUUCUCUACUAUCUCAGAAGACGAGCCGAUGGGCGAUCUAUGCGAGUACAGGGGCAUUCGAAUCGAGGACUCGGAUUCGGAUGUCGACAGUGACGAGGAAGGGGACGACUCGGACCAUAUCACGCCUUCAUGCCCUUAUCAAUGUGAUUGUUGGCUACACCAUAGUCUUCAAUGGGCACGCAUUACCCACGUCUGCGCGCACUGGCGACGCAUCGCAAUCGACAAUCCCACCCUUUGGACAAAUAUCACGCUCAAUCUUUCCACGCCGUGGCUUCAUGCGCUCGUCUCGCGUUCAAGGAACCUUCCUCUCGACAUCACUAUACCUUGCGAUGCCAAUUGGGAUGCCGUCGAACCGAUACUCUCCGAAUGCAUCCAUCGGGCGCGUAGCAUCUCCGCGGAGCGCGGCUCAGACAUCAUCAACACUAUCCUACAGCGCUAUAGGGCUCCGCUCUUAGAGAUACUGGAUAUCGAUCAGAGCAUCGCCAACUCCGAUCCUUUCAUCAUGCCUCCAGACAUGAACGCCUUUCUACCGCAACUCCGUCGUCUUCAUUGCCCUGUCGUCACCUUCCCUCCGGAAGUGCAAUAUUCACCGUCGUUACGACUAACUCAUCUUACCGUGCUUUCGUCCAAUGACGCUCUUUCGGUGCCAGAACUUCGCGGUCUCCUCCAUGCACUCCCGCUCAUACAAGUUCUACAACUCGAGAAUUGCCUACCAAGGAGCGCUGAAGACAUCUCCCCGCAAACGAUCUGCCUUGCACAUCUGAAAACACUCAUUCUACGAGGUCUGACGAGCUCGUGCGGUGCCAUCAUGCGCGCCAUCGCAUAUUCCUCGUCUACAAAUGUGACACUAUACAUGCUCCCCGACGAAGAGCAUGUGCUGCAAGGCGCUGAGUUCAUGCAACGCUCGGGAAUUGGGACACUUCUCCAGACCGCCUGCGCAACUCCCUUUCAUUCUCUCCACAUAUCCUGCGUGGAGUCCAGACCAAAUAACUGGCAGUUUGUGGUAGCGGGACUACGCAACCCUUGCCACAUUGAUCGAUACGUUCGCGACGACACGCGUUUCGAGCCGCACUGGACAGGGCCUUCCUACGAGGAUAUGAAGGUUGUUUGUAUGUUACCCGCUAUAUCUAUCGACGGGAAUGACUCCUCACAUAUCCUCGCACUGAGCCUCUUCACGCUCCUCAUAACAACUCUACCGCUCGCAACCCUCAACAUGCUCUCUCUCAAAGUCGACACCCUUCUCACCCUAGACACAGAGCCAUGGAAUUGUGCACGGUGGCUAUCACUCCUCAAAGAAGCAGAAAAGCUCGAGCACAUCCAGCUCAUUGCUCGACCAUGGGAGCUGCAUAAUCCCAGUAAACAUGCGCAGCCGUGCCUAUACGCCGAUCUUCUCCUUGCGCUUUCGUUGGGACCACACGUAUCCCGAAAGUGCCUGCUUUCACCUGAGCUCUCAGAGCUGAGCCUCAUCAACAUCGACGCCUCAUCUACGGUCGUCAUCAAAGCCGGCCCGAACCGGUAUCUUAGGACGACAGCCGCACGGGUCCUGCAUUUCUUUCUCAGUUCGCGAAAGGACUUUGGGAGGCAGAAUGUUCACGUUGCGAACACCGGCAUUUCAUGGCAGCGCCACUUCUUUGGCGAGGCCGAUUACGGGCCGUUGGUGAAGAUGGGCGGCGAGAUCGUGGACAUGAAAGAAGAAGUCGACCAGGAGAGGGUUCAUAGCAUGAUUACCGAGGCGGUGACACGGUCUUUCCCAGCUAGUGACUUAGCGUUGUAG
Peniophora sp. CBMAI 1063 is the source of this 1998-nucleotide messenger RNA. NCBI's taxonomy places the organism in Eukaryota, Fungi, Basidiomycota, Agaricomycetes, Russulales, Peniophoraceae. The record is from the annotation of a GenBank genome assembly.